AUGUCAAAGCAUAAUACGAUGACUUCGAAUGUCAGUGGCAUGUUAUCUCAGAAACAGAAUAACUUACAGCAGUUACAAAACCUACAGAACCAUACUAAAAGUUUAACAUCCAAUGAAGUGCCACCUUCAACUAACGGUUUUGCCCCUGGAAGUAUUUCUGGUAGUUCCCAACCGCAAUUUCAGCAGCCGGCUCCGUACCCUUUGGAAGGGUUGACGUCGGAGACAACAGCUCAAAAUACCUUAACGGGGCAGCAGAUUCGUUCAGAUAGCGGGUCUACUUAUCGUAGAGUUCAAUCCGUUCAGUUGCAGUCUCCUCAGCAGAUAAAUGGAUCACCGGGCCUGCAACAAGGUUUCCAGCAAGUAAUACCGCAGGGCAGCUCGCAGGGGCAUCCUCAGAUGCAAUCUCAAGUACAAUCUCAGGGAUUUCCUUCACAGAUGCAGUCUUCCGCACCCGUCGGUUACAGCACUAUGACAACAAAUACUUCUGGCAGACCUUUGCAGGGAAGAAAUUCUUUGACUAGUACUUCAAACAUCUCAAGAGCGCGUACCUCUGCUCAUCGGCAAAGAAACUCAUUGAUUAAUCAACAUGACCCAAGGUCACCUUUAGUUGUUCUAAUGCCUACCUCAGCACAACCAACAGAGAUUCUGGCCAAUAGAUUUUCUGCAUGGAGGAAUAUCAUCAAAUCAAUAAUAAUAUACCUCACAGAGACCGCUUCUAUUCAGGAUGAAAUUGUAAGACAGCAGCUGAGACUAACUCAUGCAAUUCAGUUUCCUUUUUUCGUUAUCGAAAACCAGCAUCAGCCGACAACUUCAGAGGAAAAAGCAUCGCAGAAGUUCUUCCUUCCAUUGGGAAAUGGAUCUAUUCAGGAUCUACCAACCAUUUUAAACCAAUACCAUGGCUCUUUGGCAUCACAUGCCUCUCGUGCAUCGAAAGAAUUAACAAAUGACGUUAUUCCGCGUCUAGAAGAUCUAAGACGUGACUUGCUGGUCAAGAUGAAAGAAAUCAAGUCUCUACAAUCUGAUUUCAAAAAUAAUUGUGGUAGGGAAUUGCAACAAACAAAGCAGGAUAUGAAGCAUUUUCUAGAAUCUAUCGAGGAAGCGACUUUUGGAACAGCAAAACAAGACCCCUAUUUAACAAAGAUUAUCUUAGAUAAACAGAUAAGAAAGCAGCUGACGGAAGAGAAUUUUGUCCAUGAAGCUUUUGACAAUUUGGAAAAUUCUGGAGCAGAAUUAGAACGAGUUGUUGUUAUGGAAAUUCAGAAUGCUUUGACGUUGUAUGCGCGUUUGCUUGGUGAAGAAUCGCAACUUGUGUUCGACAUCUUGAUAUCUAAAUUGGAUAAUGGAUUCUUCAAUAAAGAUCCUCAAUUUGAAUGGGAAAACUUCAUUUUAAGAGAUCCGAAUUUCAUCGUUCCAAAUCUGCCAAUGAGAAAAAUGAAGGAAAUCGUUUACAAACACCAAUACAAUCCUUUAAUUCAUGAAAUUAAGUCAGGCGUACUGGAAAGGAGAUCAAAAUUCUUGAAGUCAUAUUCAAAAGGUUUUUAUGUCCUAACACCAAGUUUUCUGCAUGAGUUCAAAACAGCUGAUAGGAAGAAGGACAUGAUCCCAGUUAUGUCAUUAUCAUUAAGUGAAUGUACUGUAACUGAGCAUUCGAAGAAGGGAUCUGCUGAUGAUAGAUUUGUUGUACAUGCUAAACAAAAUGGUAUAAUCCAUCGUGGUCAUAAUUGGGUUUUUAGGGCUGAUAAUUAUGAGACAAUGAUGUCGUGGUUUGAAGAUUUGAAAAUUUUGACCUCUACAAGUAAUAUUCAAGAAAAGACUAAAUUUGUUACGGAGAAAUUGAAUUUGCAACCUGACGGUAGGCCAAAGCCAAAGUCAAGUUCUGCACAAACGUCAGUUACAAAUACGCCAACUCGUCCACAUGUGGAAAUUGCGAGCGCUAAUAACUUCCCAACUUCAACGCCCAGAUUGGACGAUCAAACAAAUACUAAUACGACUUCAUCAAUUCCGGACACAAAUGAUAUUCAAUUGGACGCUAUACCGAAUAUUUAUGUUGACGCCCCUGAACGUCCAACGAAAGAAGUAAGGUAA
Zygotorulaspora mrakii is the source of this 2085-nucleotide messenger RNA. RefSeq lists its product as uncharacterized. The record is from RefSeq and is a predicted model, not a curated record. Bases 1 to 2085 code for a protein of 694 amino acids. NCBI's taxonomy places the organism in Eukaryota, Fungi, Ascomycota, Saccharomycetes, Saccharomycetales, Saccharomycetaceae. The transcript has a single exon.